This is a messenger RNA of Drosophila bipectinata, 1191 nucleotides long. RefSeq names its product phenoloxidase-activating factor 2-like. Lineage: Eukaryota; Metazoa; Arthropoda; Insecta; Diptera; Drosophilidae. Gene Ontology annotation, biological process: proteolysis. The record is from RefSeq and is a predicted model, not a curated record. Gene Ontology annotation, molecular function: serine-type endopeptidase activity.
UAAUGCGAUACAGUCGUCGAUAAUCAUUCGCUCUGAAUUGUAGUUUUUUGAAAGAAAACAUUUUUGAAAUGAGAAAAACUCCUAAAACCCAAGUUCUUCUUCUAUUGAUUCUAUUAAAUGGGAAUCUUUUCGGAUUAUCAGUUGGAGAUGAAUAUAAUGAAUCUGAUUAUGAAUACGAUAUUGGUGGCGACCCUAUCGGAUAUGCACCUACAACUACAACCACUGCAAAUCCCAUAUUUGCAAAACCGUGCAGGUCAAUGAUAAAUGAAUUCUGUGUAAAACUAAACCAGUGUGCAACAGGGAUUCGUACUCCAAAACUAAACAUUGAUUUAAAUAAACCACGAGGCGAGUGCCAUUAUUUGGAAACGUGCUGUGAGCGAAGCAAAAUUAUAGAAUCAAGCCCCCCACUUGAUGUCGAUUUAACACAUGAUCAGUGCGGCAUUACCAAUGAAGAUGGUCUUUACAUGACCGUACAAAGCAAAAACCAAGAAACUAGCUUUGCGCAGUAUCCCUGGGUAGUUGCCAUUCUGGACUCGGAAUCAAAACACAUCUGCAACGGUGUCCUGAUUAGCCACACAGUAGUCCUGUCGGCGGCCAACUGCUUGACUUUAAAUGGGAACCUCACGGUGAGUGGCGGCGACUGGGACCUUCUAUCGACUAACGAAAUAGUCCCACACGAAAACCGUCUAGUCAAAGAUAUCAUUAUUCACAAAAAGUAUGUUUCGACAACAUUGAAAAACAACUUAGUCCUACUUAUCCUGGAGAGCGCCUUUUCGCGAACUAGGCAUAUAGUUCCCAUCUGCAUGUUCCAUGACCUCGGCAGCUCGAAGCUCAACACUACUAGAUGUUUUGCCACAGGAUGGAAAAUAAAUAAAUAUUCUAUGUCUGAUCCAAAGGAAAACAUUGUUCUUAAACUAGACAUACCCACAAAGACAGCAGCCAUUAAUGGACGUGAUGCAAUGAUCAAGUCACGUGUUAUCCCUUAUCCGUACAGGAAUCUUAAGGGAGCACCUCUAGUCUGUCCCACCGAGAGGAACCAAUACUUUUUAUUGGGUAUAUGGAGCUACCAGGAAAAUGGAAAUUAUGUUGUAUUCGAAAAAAUUGUAAGGAAUCUAAAAUGGAUUAAGGAUUACUUAUAAAUGGAAUUCUUCAAAACUAAUCAUUUAAUCAUUUUACAAUUAAUUAAUUUGG